Messenger RNA from Onychomys torridus (southern grasshopper mouse), 4679 nucleotides. RefSeq names its product RNA polymerase I subunit B (gene Polr1b). Gene Ontology annotation, molecular function: DNA binding; ribonucleoside binding; DNA-directed RNA polymerase activity. Gene Ontology annotation, cellular component: RNA polymerase I complex; nucleus. The transcript is spliced from 15 exons. NCBI's taxonomy places the organism in Eukaryota, Metazoa, Chordata, Mammalia, Rodentia, Cricetidae. The coding region runs from base 72 to 3479 and encodes 1135 amino acids. Gene Ontology annotation, biological process: DNA-templated transcription. The record is from RefSeq and is a predicted model, not a curated record.
GGGACUCCGGCCAUUCCUGCGGGCCCGAGUGGAGUCACAACUCUGGUCUCCGGUCCCGUGGUGGCAGAAGCAUGGAUGUCGACGGCCGGUGGCGGAGCCUGCCUAGCGGGCCAAGCCUAAAGCAUUUGACCGACCCUUCGUACGCGAUUCCCCCGGAGCAGCAAAAGGCGGCGUUGCAGGACCUGACGCGGGCGCACGUGGACUCCUUCAACUACGCGGUGCUGGAGGGGCUGAGCCACGCGGUGCAGGCCAUACCUCCCUUUGAAUUUGCUUUCAAAGAUGAGCGCAUCUCUCUUACUAUUGUGGAUGCUGUGAUCAGUCCGCCGUCGGUGCCCAAAGGGACCAUCUGCAAGGAGCUCAGCGUUUAUCCAGCUGAGUGCCGGGGCCGAAGGAGCACCUACCGCGGGAAGCUGACGGCUGACAUCAGCUGGGCAGUGAAUGGAGUCCCCAAAGGGAUCAUUAAACAGUUUCUCGGCUAUGUUCCCAUCAUGGUAAAGUCUAAGCUUUGCAACUUGUACAACCUUCCUCCUCAAGCCCUCAUUGAGCACCAUGAGGAGGCAGAGGAAAUGGGAGGUUAUUUUAUAAUCAAUGGCAUUGAAAAAGUCAUCCGAAUGUUGAUUAUGCCUCGGAGAAAUUUCCCCAUUGCGAUGAUAAGGCCAAAGUGGAAAAGCAGAGGCCUUGGCUACACUCAUUUCGGGGUUUCGAUGCACUGUGUGCGAGAAGAGCAUUCCGCUGUCAAUAUGAACCUUCACUAUGUGGAGAAUGGCACUGUUAUGUUGAACUUUAUUUACCGGAAGGAGCUGUUUUUCCUUCCUUUGGGAUUUGCGCUGAAGGCUCUCGUGAGCUUUUCUGAUUAUCAGAUUUUCCAGGAGCUCAUCAAAGGCAAAGAGGAAGACUCUUUCUUUAAGAAUUCUGUUUCUCAGAUGUUGAGGAUUGUGAUGGAAGAGGGUUGCUCCACGCAGCAGCAGGUCCUUAACUAUCUGGGAGAACGCUUCAGAGUGAAGCUCAGUCUUCCUGACUGGUACCGGAACGAGGAAGCUGCCAAGUUCCUGUUCAAUGAGUGCAUCUUUAUCCACUUGAAGUCCGAUACUGAGAAGUUUUAUCUGCUUUGUCUCAUGACCCGGAAGCUCUUUGCUUUAGCCAGAGGAGAGUGCAUGGAGGACAACCCUGAUAGUUUAGUGAAUCAAGAAGUCCUUACGCCUGGUCAGCUCUUCCUGAUGUUUCUGAAGGAAAAAAUGGAAAAUUGGCUAGUGUCUAUUAAAAUAGCUUUAGAUAAGAGGGCUCAGAAGACCAAUGUAUCCAUAAACAAUGAAAAUUUGCUGAAGAUAUUUAGUAUGGGAUCAGAACUAACAAAACCAUUUGAAUAUCUUCUUGCUACUGGGAAUCUGCGUUCAAAAACAGGUCUCGGCUUCCUGCAAGAUUCUGGCCUGUGUGUUGUGGCUGACAAGCUGAACUUCAUUCGCUAUCUCUCCCACUUCCGCUGUGUGCACAGAGGGGCAGACUUUGCCAAGAUGAGGACCACCACAGUGCGCAGGCUGCUUCCAGAGUCCUGGGGCUUCCUCUGCCCUGUGCAUACCCCAGACGGGGCACCGUGUGGGCUGCUGAACCACCUGACUGCCGUGUGUGAGGUCGUCACCAAGUUUGUGUACACAGCGUCUGUUCCAGCCUUGCUCUGUGGCUUAGGAGUCACUCCUAUCGAUGGGGCACCUUGUCGGCCCUACAGUGACUGCUACCCUGUCCUGCUGGAUGGCGUCAUGGUGGGCUGGGUGGACAAGGAGCUUGCUCCUGACGUUGCAGAUGCUCUACGUCGCUUUAAGGUGUUGAGAGAAAAAAGAAUUCCUCCUUGGAUGGAGGUGGUCCUGGUCCCCAUGACAGGAAAACCGAGCCUAUACCCAGGACUGUUCCUCUUCACCACUCCCUGCAGGCUGGUGAGGCCUGUGCAGAACUUGGAACUGGGUAAAGAAGAACUCAUUGGAACUAUGGAACAGCUCUUCAUGAACGUUGCCAUUUUUGAGGAUGAGGUUUUUGCUGGAGCUUCCACACACCAGGAGCUCUUCCCUCACAGCCUGCUGAGUGUGAUCGCCAACUUCAUCCCCUUCUCCGAUCAUAACCAGAGUCCUCGGAACAUGUACCAGUGCCAGAUGGGUAAACAGACCAUGGGCUUCCCACUGCUCACUUAUCAAGACCGAUCAGAUAAUAAACUCUACCGUCUUCAGACACCUCAAAGCCCUCUAGUGAGACCGUGCAUGUAUGACUAUUAUGACAUGGACAACUAUCCAAUUGGGACAAAUGCCAUUGUAGCUGUGAUCUCCUAUACUGGCUAUGAUAUGGAAGAUGCCAUGAUUGUGAAUAAGGCUUCUUGGGAACGAGGCUUUGCUCAUGGAAGUGUCUACAAGUCUGAGUUCAUAGACCUCUCUGAAAAAUUUAAGCAAGGGGACGAUAGUCUUGUAUUUGGGGUCAAACCUGGUGACCCACGGGUUAUGCAGAAAUUGGACGAUGAUGGAUUGCCAUUCAUAGGAGCAAAGCUGCAAUUUGGUGACCCCUACUACAGCUACCUAAACCUUAACACUGGGGAAGGCUUCGUGGUUUACUAUAAGAGUAAAGAAAAUUGUGUUGUGGACAACAUCAAAGUGUGUAGUAAUGACUCGGGCAGCGGGAAAUUCAAGUGUAUCUGUAUUACCAUACGAGUCCCUCGGAAUCCAACUAUUGGAGAUAAAUUUGCCAGCCGUCACGGACAGAAGGGCAUUUUGAGCAGACUGUGGCCCACUGAGGACAUGCCUUUCACUGAGAGUGGGAUGGUGCCGGACAUUCUGUUUAACCCUCAUGGCUUUCCCUCCCGGAUGACCAUCGGCAUGUUAAUCGAAAGUAUGGCUGGGAAGUCUGCAGCUUUGCACGGUCUCUGCCACGAUGCUACACCCUUCAUCUUCUCUGAGGACAGCUCUGCCUUAGGGUACUUUGGGGAGAUGUUAAAGGCCGCUGGCUAUAACUUCUAUGGCACCGAGAGAUUGUAUAGCGGCAUUAGCGGGAUGGAGCUGGAAGCAGAUAUUUUCAUCGGUGUGGUUUAUUACCAGCGCUUACGCCACAUGGUGUCAGACAAGUUUCAAGUUAGGACAACUGGAGCCAGGGACAAAGUCACCAACCAGCCUGUCGGGGGAAGAAACGUUCAGGGCGGGAUCCGCUUUGGGGAGAUGGAACGGGAUGCCCUCUUGGCACAUGGCACGUCCUUUCUCCUUCAUGAUCGGCUCUUCAACUGCUCUGACCGCUCAGUCGCCCACGUAUGUGUGAAAUGUGGCAGUUUGCUCUCCCCACUACUUGAGAAACCUCCUCCUUCUUGGUCUGCUAUGCGCAACAGAAAAUACAACUGCGCUGUCUGUGGCCGCAGCGACACCAUCGACACUGUCUCUGUGCCAUAUGUUUUCCGGUAUUUUGUAGCUGAGUUGGCAGCUAUGAAUAUCAAAGUAAAACUGGAUGUCAUUUAACUUGAUCCCGACAGUUAGCAUUUCAGGCAAAUGCCUAGCCAGCGCCCAGGGUCCUACGGCAAUACAUCAUGUCAUCUAUGCACAUGCACUGUGUGGCAGAGGAAUGCACUAGGACCCCCUUCAAAGGCAAGCUCCAUCCAUUCCUCGUUCUUUCCCAUAGCUCCUCCUAGAGGCAAGCAGGCAGACAGGCCUUUGCGCCUCUCCCUUCCAAUCCCUCCCUCUCUCUCUCUCUCCCUUCUCUUCUUUUCUCCUCAACUCUUGUCCCCCGCUUAAUAAAUCCUCCAUGUGAGCCCUGACACACAAUGUGUCUGUCUGCUCUUGCCCGCCAUUUUUAACAACAUUAGUGCUAUGUGACGACUUGGCAGGUCAUCCUGGUGCUUCCUCCUGCCCACUGGCAGUCUGAGGUGCACUGGGACCCUGAACCUGGUUCAGCUACAACUCCCCAACACCAGCUACUAUGAUUGUUGAGUCUCCCCUCAAGAAGGGGGCGGUGGGGACACCACCUUCAGGGCUACGCUGGUCCCUUUUGCCAGCAAUCACCUCUGGCCAUUCCCCAUGAGUGAGGUCUUGUCCAUCAGACCUACGUGCCCCUCGGGCUUAGCCCCUUGGCUCCUGCCCUCUGUGUGAUGACCCACUGGGCAGCUUGUGCAUUUCUCUUCUCUCUGACCCGCACGUCCCUCGGGCUUAGCCCUGACCCCUGCUCUCUUUGACGAAUCACUGAGCAGCCUGUGCUACCUCAAUUGAUCCUCACUUAAUUUCUGGGAUGCUAGAAAUUCUAAACCCAUUGGAUCUGUUUUUUUCGUUUUGUUUUUUUUCUUCUCUGCCUCACCCAUGGGGAAUACGCCUAACAAUAAUAUAAUCCGCUUUGGGGAGAUGCAACGGGAUGCUCUGAAACCUGCUGAAGUUUGUUUCGUUACAUUUGUUUACAAGUGUUCUUAAAUGACUUCUUUAAAAUGACUUGUUGGUCGUAGAUCAUGCAGGGACACCUCCUUCCCAGGCCCAGGUUCACUGUUCCUUGCUUGCAGCAGCAGAGUGUCUGUCAUCAUCCAGGGCAGGGCGGUAUAGUAAACAGAAAAUGGAAGCCACAAAUGUAAUUUUUAUUUAUAUACAUGUAGACUUAAGCUAUUUCAUGUAUAUAAUUUGAUGGAUUAUAACAUAGGUAUUGUCUGUGAUGUCAUCAUGGUCAAGGUAAAUAAACAU